Molecule: messenger RNA, 3603 nt
Organism: Trematomus bernacchii (emerald rockcod)
Lineage: Eukaryota; Metazoa; Chordata; Actinopteri; Perciformes; Nototheniidae
Gene: lrrc8db
Product: leucine rich repeat containing 8 VRAC subunit Db
Exons: 3
Coding region: 249-2804 (851 amino acids)
Molecular function (GO): protein binding
Source: RefSeq, a predicted model, not a curated record
GCGUGAGAAUAGCCUCAACCCGGGAACACCUCCAGCAGCUGCUGCCGCCCGGCUGUCACAGGCGGAGAGGACCCGACCAUCUGACGCGGAGUGGGGGAGAGAGACUGAGCUAAGCUGCUUACACCCGGCCAGCAGACCCACGGUUCAACUGAUACGAAGAAUGGACGGCUUCAUUACUGCAGCGGAACAUGGCGUGUAAACAGAGGCGUUGUUCGGCAGUGCCACCAAAGACAUAACCUCCUGAAGGAAUGUUCACCCUCACAGAAGUAGCCUCCCUAAAUGACAUCCAGCCAACGUAUCGCAUACUGAAACCAUGGUGGGAUGUCUUCAUGGAUUAUCUGGGGAUCGUCAUGUUGAUGUUGGCCAUAUUUUCUGGAACGAUGCAGUUAACAAGGGACCAAGUGGUUUGUCUUCCCAUUCUGGAACCAUCUCCAGAGGGGUCUGGGGGCUUCAUACAAGCCCAACCCCCGGAGACAGCUGAUAGCUUAUGGAACAAAGAAAGCGCCAUUGGUGAGCAAGCUGCUCCUCUAAUGGCUAAAAGGCCUCCUGAUAAAAUCCCCCCCACAGUUCCCUUCACACAUUCGGGUUCUUUGGGACAGCCUCUGCCUACAGGUGUCAGGACCAAACUGGAUUUUCAGCAGUAUGUUUUUGUCAAUCAGAUGUGCUACCAUGUUGCCCUUCCUUGGUAUUCCAAAUAUUUCCCCUACCUCGCUCUGAUCCACACUAUCGUAUUAAUGGUCAGUAGCAACUUCUGGUUCAAGUACCCAAAGACAAGUUCCAAAAUAGAACAUUUUGUUUCCAUACUUGGAAAAUGUUUUGAAUCGCCUUGGACGACCAAAGCGCUGUCCGAGACAGCCUGCGAGGACUCGGAAGAGAACAAACAGAGACUGGCAGGAGCCUCCACCCUCCUGAAGCAUCUGUCCACCAGCAGCGAGGAGGGGAGUCCCAACCAGUCCGCCCCAAUGCUGACCAAAUCUGGGGUCACGUUUUCUGCUGAAAAGCUUGUGAGUGAAGUUCCUGCCAUGACCAUACUGGACAAAAAAGACGGAGAGCAAGCCAAAGCCCUGUUUGAAAAGGUUCGCAAAUUCCGUGCCCAUGUGGAAGACAGUGACCUGAUUUACAGGCUGUAUGCCAUUCAGACCGUCAUCAAAACAGUCAAGUUCAUUUUGAUCCUGUGCUACACCAUGACUUUUGUUGCCUCUAUAGAUUUCAACCAUGUGUGUGAGCCUGACAUUAAGCAUUUGACUGGAUACAAAAGGUUCCAUUGUACACACAACAUGGCCUUCAUGUUAAAGAAACUCCUUGUUAGUUACAUUGCUCUCAUAUGCGCCUAUGGCAUAAUCUGUAUCUACACACUGUUCUGGCUUUUUCGGCGACCACUUAAGGAGUAUUCCUUUGAAAAAGUCAGAGAGGAGAGCAGCUUCAGUGACAUUCCAGAUGUGAAGAAUGAUUUUGCGUUCCUCCUCCACAUGGUCGAUCAGUACGACCAGCUGUACUCAAAGCGCUUUGGUGUUUUUCUCUCUGAGGUGAGUGAGAACAAACUUCGGGAGAUCAGCCUGAACCACGAGUGGACCUUUGAGAAGUUGCGGCAGCAUGUGAUACGCAACCCUCAAGAAAAGUUGGAACUCCAUCUUUUUAUGCUCUCUGGAGUGCCAGAUGCUGUGUUUGAUCUCACCGAUUUGGAAAUUCUCAAACUAGAAUUAAUCCCAGAGGCCAAGAUAACAGCUAAGAUCUCACAAAUGACAAACCUCCAGGAGCUGCACUUCUAUCACUGUCCAGCCAAAGUUGAGCAGACUGCUUUCAUUUUUCUCCGUGAUCACCUCCGGUGCCUUCAUGUCAAAUUCACAGAUGUCGCUGAGAUUCCUAGCUGGGUAUACUUGUUGAAAACUUUAAGGGAACUCUACCUUGUUGGUAAUCUGAACUCUGAAAACAACAAAAUGAUCGGACUGGAGUCUCUGCGAGACCUCAGGCACUUAAAGAUUCUGCAUCUCAAAAGUAACCUCACAAAGAUCCCAACCAACAUAACGGAUCUGUCCCCGCAUCUGAUCAAGUUGGUAAUUCAUAAUGAUGGUACAAAGCUCUUAGUUCUUAAUAGUUUGAAGAAAAUAAUGAAUCUUGCCGAGCUGGAGCUUCUCAACUGUGAGCUGGAGAGAAUACCUCACGCUAUUUUCAGUUUGAACAACCUUCAGGAACUGGAUCUAAAGUCCAACAACAUCCGGACCAUCGAGGAGAUCAUCAGCUUUCAGCACCUCAAGAGACUGACCUGCCUCAAACUUUGGCACAAUAAGAUCAUCACCAUUCCAUUGUCAAUUAGCCAUGUCAAAAACCUUGAAUCCCUUUAUCUGUCACAUAACAAGCUAGAGUCUCUCCCCUCAUCGUUAUUCACGCUCCUCAAGUUGAGGUACCUCGAUGUUAGCCACAACUCCGUAGUGACAAUACCACUGGAGGUUGGCUUUCUGCAGAACCUCCAACAUUUUGCCAUUACUGGCAACAAAUUGGAAGUAGUUCCCAAGCAACUCUUCAAGUGCAGCAAACUGAGAACCUUAUGUCUCGGCCACAACUGUAUCUCCACCAUUCCAGAGAAGAUUGGCCAACUCUCGCAGCUGACCCACCUGGAGCUGAAGGGGAACUGUCUGGACCGUCUUCCGGUCCAGCUCGGUCAGUGUGGCCAGCUGCGCAAGAGCUGCCUGAUCGUGGAGGAUCAUCUGUUUGACCUGCUCCCCAUCGAGGUCAAAGAGAGCGUCAAUCAGGAAGCUAGUGUUUCUUUUCCAAAUGGCUGUAAGUGUCUAAGUGAUGGCCGUUAGUAACAUCCUACGUGGCAUCAAAUGUCCAGCAUUUCAUCGUAGGUGUAUAACAGUUUUUUUUUUCAAAGUAUGCCUUUAGAAAUGUUAUUGUAAUCUUCAUGAUGUUUGAGAAACUAAAGUAGAAAACAAUCGAGAAAUGUUUGUUGACAGCUAGAAACUAUCUUGUUUAGUGUCUAUAAAUGUCCUUAUUUUUGGUUAAUAUAUGUGCAUAGCAUCAAAACACUCCCACUUUGUACCUUUUGUAUGCAAAACUAUUGGAUCUAUGGAAAUUUGUAUCAUUUUGAAACAAUACAGCUUUUUAUUGUUGUGAUUUUUUUUCAUCACGUACCUAACUAGAUACUCUUGAUUGGUCUCAUCUUUAAGGGGCAAUUCACUAAAAAUAAAAUAACUCACCCUCAAGUAUUCAGGUAGUUUUCAAUUUUCUGCCUCCACCCGAUUGAAAUGGAUGCAAAUAGAAUAGAAAUUGGUCAGAGGGACUCGUCUUUACAUCAAUAAAAUAUGACAUUUAAAAAAGUAAAACAGCUACAUUUCUUUCCAGAACAAGCUUCCCUGGAUACGACCUGUUUACAGAAAGUGUGAUGAUUAUCCAGACAUUUCGUCUGGGAGAAGCUGCCAGCAGCAUAGACAAAAUGAUAUUCCCCUCAAUGGUAUUGAGAUGGAAUCAGAAAUCUCAGAAAGGACAGGAGACCGACAGGUGCCUAUCAAUGAUUGUCAACUGACAGCACAAUGAGUCAAAGGACUAGCAGCAGCAGCAUGAUGAUGAUGUUAAAUGUGUUGUUUUAGGAACAUCCAUUGUAAA